AGCCUGGAGGGCGGCGAUGGCGGCGGAGCGGCGGCGCCGGGCGGGCGGCGGCCUGGGCGGGCUCCUGCUCCGGAUACGUGAAGAAGGAAAGGACAGUAUCCCCGAACAUCCCUAUCUCUAUGAGACUGACGUAGAGAUCUCACUGGUUGCUGGUAGUUACAAAAGUCCUGUUGAAAAAUUUUGGAAUGGAAGCAGUGCAAUGUACAUUUUGCAGAAAGCCACACACAACGAAGAAAGUGACUCCUUGGAGGAAUCAAGAGCAGAUGAUGCUGUUUAUGCCUCUGAGGUUUUGCCAAAGCAGAAUCCUGGGGCACUGGCUCUUUCUGUUGGAAGAGCAAAGCAGUUGAUUUCCUUGUACACAAUGGUGCAAAACCCAAACAUGACCUCCCUGGGGACGAGUGACCCGGUUGUGCUUCCUCCCCUCUGGGCCAGGUGUGAUGGUUCUGAUCCUCAGCACACCUGCUGGAUUGGAGCUGAGCCUCUCAAGGCUGGAAACAAAGUCACAGGGCUCAAUAUUUACCUGGUUUCAUGUGAUGGUCCUACAGCUGAUAAAACCUGUUUUCCAAAACUGGAAGAGCUCAAAAUGGAACAUAAAAUAAGACAUCAUUCCUCUGUUGUGACAACAAAAGGAUUUGCUCAGUAUGAGCUGGUUGGAGCUGCUGCAAUAGAGGACACCAUUGCAGAAUCUGGAAGCAGCAUCUCUGUGGAUAUCACAUGGAAUGGUGUGGAAAAGAUUCUGGAGACUCCCCCACUGAUCUCUGCUGCCACCCUGAAUAUUGCCCUGGAGUCAGGGGACCCCAGAAGUCCUGUGUUCCAGCUGUACCGAGAGCUGCAGUUCCUCUUGGUUUUGGCUGAAGGUCUGAAAACAGAUGUGACUGAGUGGCCUGAGCCAUCAGAGUCUGAAUCAGCUCUUAAACUGGUCCAAGAAUUUCUGACUGAUUUAAAGAAGAAGCUGGAUGGAGAUUAUAUAUUUGAAAACAAGAAUGAAACAGAGAAAAUCAAAAGUGACACAGCUGCUGUGGACAGUUGCAUAAAAGCAAUCUUUGGUGAGCGAGGAGACCUGGAUUUUACUGAGCAAUUAUGGUGCAAAAUGAAAACUGUCAGUUCCCAUCAGGAGUUAAUAGACUGUUUCACACUGGUCAUAAAAUCUCUGGAACGUGGUGAGAUACAGCCAUGGAUUCAUCAGGGGAGUAGCAGUUUCUUAAGUCAAUUGAUCCAGCAGUCCUACCAUGGAAAGAUGGAGGAUGUUUCCCUCAGUGACAUCACUCCCAUUCAGAUGCUCCUGGAGCUUGGCUUGGAGAAGCUGAAGAAGGAUUAUGUCAGUUUUUUCAUAGGCCAGGAACUUGCAACAGUAACCUACUUGGAUUACUUCAUCUCCACAUCAGUGAAUCUCCAGGAACAAGUCCACCGUGUUCAAAAGCUUCACCAUAUGCUGGAAAUAAUGGUCAGCUGUACAGGCUUACUGCAGUUCAGACAUGAGAACCUCUUCCCUUUGACACAGAUUUGCAUGAAGUAUUACAAGGAAAACCCUCUGAAUGAGAAGCAUGUGUUUCAGCUGCCCAUCAGACCAGCUCUUGUGAAGAAAUUCUAUGAACAUGAUAACCCUGAAGUCUGGAAGGUGGAGAUAAGCAGUGGGCAUGGACAGAAGGAGGUUAAAACAACGUGGCAAGUCAGUACCAAUGCUCCUGUUGAACACGGGACAUCAAACAAUUCAGGUUUCUUGUCGGACUCCACAGUAAAUGGAAGCAGUGAAGAAAGGCUGUAUUUUAUUACCAUGACUCAGUGCAGUCAGUUGCAGUUCACUUAAGUUGAUGUUACUGAGCAAGCAGGACUGGAAAGGUACAGGAAGGAGGAAAAUUCGGUGUUUUCUGUCUUAACAGAACCUUUAGAAACUCUGGGCUUCAAACAGUUAAUCUUCACUGAUUUAUUUGCUUUAUUACACUUAAGUGGGACCUCAUUUGUUAAAAAUGCAGUGCAAUUAUGACUGUACAGUAUAAAUAUUUUGUAAAUAUGGUGGAUAUUUUUCAUAUAUUUACAGACAUUCAACAAAGUUGUGCACUUUGGGGUUUCAUAUUUUAUUUUCUGAUCAUUAAAAAUGCAAUCAAACACUG
This is a messenger RNA of Lonchura striata (white-rumped munia), 2111 nucleotides long. Lineage: Eukaryota; Metazoa; Chordata; Aves; Passeriformes; Estrildidae. The record is from RefSeq and is a predicted model, not a curated record.